Molecule: messenger RNA, 777 nt
Organism: Lodderomyces beijingensis
Lineage: Eukaryota; Fungi; Ascomycota; Pichiomycetes; Serinales; Debaryomycetaceae
Source: the annotation of a GenBank genome assembly
AUGUUCAGAUCAACAGGAGUCUCAUUAGUCAGAGCAGCAAGGUCAAUUGCCAGAAACAACACCGCUGCUUCAGUCGGUUCAGUUCGGACAAAGUACUCGUUACCCACGUUGGACUAUGAGUUGGAUGCGUUGGAACCUUACAUCAGCGGUCAAAUCAACGAUCUUCACUACAACGUAUGUCAUCAAAAUCAAGGGAACAGCUGGGAUCAAUUGGAGCUAGUAACGUAUUUAAAGACUGAUUACUAACACUCAAAAUAGAAACACCACAAGACUUAUGUUGAUAACUUGAACAAGGCAAUUGAGUCGGCAGUUGAGGCUAAAUCGAGAGGCGAGGUCAAGAAGUUGAUUGCCUUGCAAAAAGCUCUCAACUUUAACGGUGGUGGUUACGUCAACCACUGUUUGUGGUGGAAAAACUUGGCUCCACAGAGUGCCGGUGGCGGUCAAAAGCCAAGCGAAGACUCGGCUUUGGGCAAGCAAAUUGCAAAGCAGUACGGCUCAGUUGACAAGUUGAUUGAGAUCACCAACGCCAAGUUGGCCGGUAUCCAGGGCUCAGGAUGGGCUUUCAUUGUCAAGAACAAGGAAAACGGUGGCGAGAUUGACGUCAUCACAACUGCCAACCAGGACACGGUUACCGAUCCAAGCUUGGUCCCAUUGAUUGCCAUUGACGCUUGGGAGCACGCAUACUACUUGCAAUACCAAAAUGUCAAGGCUGACUAUUUCAAAGCUCUUUGGAAUGUCAUCAACUGGAAAGAAGCUGAAAGAAGAUUUGAAUUUUGA